Epinephelus fuscoguttatus (brown-marbled grouper) is the source of this 1381-nucleotide messenger RNA. The record is from the annotation of a RefSeq genome assembly. NCBI's taxonomy places the organism in Eukaryota, Metazoa, Chordata, Actinopteri, Perciformes, Serranidae.
AUGCUAAAAGUCCUUAUCCCUACUCUAAUACUAAUUCCAACUGCCUGAUUAACCCCAGCCAAAUGACUUUGACCUACGACCCUUACCCACAGUAUACUAAUUGCACUAAUCAGCCUUUCAUGGUUAAAACAUGCAAUAGAAACAGGUUGAUCUACUUUAAACCUGUUUAUAGCCACAGACCCUUUAUCUACACCCUUGUUAGUUCUCACAUGCUGGCUUCUCCCCCUAAUAAUUCUAGCAAGCCAAAACCAUACAGCAACAGAGCCAAUCAACCGUCAACGCAUAUAUAUUUCACUACUUACAUCCCUCCAAAUCUUCCUCAUUCUAGCUUUCGGCGCAACUGAAGUUAUUAUAUUUUACAUUAUAUUUGAAGCAACUCUCAUCCCAACUCUAAUCCUUAUUACCCGAUGAGGGAAUCAAACAGAACGCCUUAACGCAGGUAUUUACUUCUUAUUUUACACCUUAGCAGGCUCCCUCCCCCUACUUGUUGCUCUUCUACUCUUGCAAAACUACACCGGAACACUCUCUCUAUUUACUCUACCAUUUUCCUGCCCUCUCCACCUUUCAUCCUAUACCGAUAAACUAUGAUGAGCAGGCUGCCUACUAGCAUUCCUUGUUAAAAUACCACUAUAUGGUGUACACCUUUGACUCCCCAAAGCACACGUUGAAGCCCCUGUUGCAGGAUCAAUAGUACUUGCCGCAGUCCUCUUAAAACUGGGUGGUUAUGGAAUAAUACGAAUAAUCGUUAUACUAGACCCCCUCACUAAAGACCUAAGCUACCCCUUUCUUAUCUUUGCAUUAUGGGGGGUUAUUAUAACGGGCUCAAUCUGUCUCCGUCAAACCGACCUAAAAUCCCUAAUUGCUUACUCUUCAGUAAGCCACAUAGGCUUAGUAGUAGGGGGAAUCCUAAUUCAAACCCCCUGAGGAUUUACAGGAGCCUUAAUUCUUAUAAUCGCUCACGGACUAACCUCUUCUGCCUUAUUCUGUUUGGCCAACACAAACUAUGAACGAACACAUAGUCGAACUAUACUCCUAGCACGCGGCCUACAAAUCGUCCUUCCUCUUAUAACAGCUUGAUGAUUCAUUGCCAGCCUUGCCAACCUUGCACUCCCCCCCCUUCCCAACCUUAUAGGAGAAUUAAUAAUCAUCACCUCCCUAUUUAACUGAUCUUGAUGAACAAUUGUACUAACAGGAGCGGGCACUCUUAUCACCGCAAGCUACUCCCUUUACAUGUUCCUUAUAACCCAGCGAGGACCCCUUCCCUCACACAUCAUUGGCCUCGACCCCUCCCACUCACGAGAACAUCUACUUAUAACACUCCACCUCCUACCAUUACUACUCCUCAUUCUUAAACCCGAAUUAAUUUGAGGCUGAGCCGGCU